This is a messenger RNA of Exophiala oligosperma, 3430 nucleotides long. RefSeq lists its product as uncharacterized. Gene Ontology annotation, molecular function: DNA-binding transcription factor activity, RNA polymerase II-specific; zinc ion binding. NCBI's taxonomy places the organism in Eukaryota, Fungi, Ascomycota, Eurotiomycetes, Chaetothyriales, Herpotrichiellaceae. The transcript is spliced from 3 exons. Gene Ontology annotation, biological process: regulation of DNA-templated transcription. The coding region runs from base 49 to 2742 and encodes 897 amino acids. The record is from RefSeq and is a predicted model, not a curated record.
GUCAACUUAACGAACACCAAUCUUCGUUCUGUGUAUACCCACCAUCCCAUGGCAGCAAUGCCUUCCCAAAGAGAGAAAGUGUCUGUGGUAGCCAGAGGCGGAGGGGCUGCUGGACUCAAGCAGAUGCGCAAGGGUACAAAAUCAUGUCUCGAGUGUCGCCGUCGCAAGAUCAAAUGCAGUUAUCCAGAGCCAUCUCAGGAAGACCCUGCCUCGACAGCUCUGGCCGACCACGGCUCAGCCUCGGAAUCUGGCUCAAGCCUCGUAUGCAAUGAAUGUAAACAGCAUGGCCGACAAUGCCGAGUGCAGGGAUUCGUCGCUUCAGAAACCAUUCCACCUGCAGGCGAGGACUCGGUAAACAAUGACCCACGAUCAGGACGGCCAUCGGCGCGAAUCUACAAGCGGCGAAGGGAUAUCAACGACCUCGAUCCCGGAGAGUUCACGAGGCAAAACAGGUCGCGGAUGGAUAUUCAGGUCAACCGGAUGGACUCAAUGGUGGAAAGACUUGCGCGAGAGCAGGAUGGUCCAUGGCAACCAAAUUCUACUUUGCAAUUGUUCAAGAGCCUAGGUCUUCCCGAUAUCGAUGGUGCGGGACUCGCUGGCCGUUCGGAGGUCAGUGGUCUCGAUGACCCUGGCUCUGCGUCUACGCAAAAUCCACAACUGAAACCUACAACCGCCAAUACUCUACUGAAUUCAAGGAUUCCUGCGGAAGAUGAAGCCAGGAAAACGAGUCCUCUUCUGACUCAGCUUUUCAACAAUGAAAUGCUUGCACAACGAUGCAUAUCUCCUGCAAUAAUCACCGAGAAGGUUCAGGUAUUGACAUUCUCCGAUUUGACCUCCGACAUCAAUGCUGCUUCAGAUGCAGAAAAGUUGCGCUCUACCAUCUCUACGGAGCCAUACCUGUUGAAAGUGGUUGAAAUCUCGACACACUGGUGGGUUGCCUGGCGUGACCAAACCUUCGCCCUCCACGAGGUAUUUUUCAACCCUAAAAGCCACCAGGUUUCGGGCGACGACACAUCUUCAGAAAGUGGUACAGUCUCGAAUGGCGACUCCCCGGGCAGCACUACUAGCUGGCCACAUAAAGAGAUUAAACCAAUAUCGUUGCGCGAUUUCGUCCAGGCCAAAUUGGCCGCGAAUGAUGCUGUCUCCAUUGGCACAGCCUUGCUUUGCAUUGCGAUGUCGCUGCGAGAUCUGCGGGCUGGUGUUGAUGAUGUGGAGCUCAACAUUUCCACGGCUCCGGCUGAGCUCACCGAGCGUAUUGUUCUUGCCGUCGACACAGUCCUGUUGUCUCCAUCUGCGGACCCUGCUUACAUGAAAGACUCUGGCCUGCUCCUGUUAUACAUGAUGCGAGCCAAAAUUUACGCCGAGGCGAAUCAGCUGAGAAAGUCCUGGCUUUCAAUUCGGCAAGCCAUUGAAGUGGCGAGGGAGAGUGGAUUUACCGAUGCCUUGCCCUUCCAGCAGGACGGGGAAGUCCCUUUGCUAGACGAGGCUCACGUCUCUAGCAUUCUCCACCGUCAACGAUGGAUUGGCUCAAUACUCGAGUUGGACCGACUAAUGAGCUUGGUUCUUGGAUUUCCUCAUGCUCAAGACGACAAAUUCUCAGAUCAUCUGGCUCUUGACGUCCUCCGGGGCAAUGUUAUUGCAGCCACUGGCGACAGUAAUGGGUGUGUGCCUGUGGACCUCAGAAUGCGCGCGUUCAGGAGGGUGGUCGCAGUGAUUGCAGGUCGUGUGAAUGAUCGCAACUCAAGCAAUCAGCCUGAUGAUUCGAGGUAUAACACGACAAUGUGCAUUCAGUCGACUCUUGAUGAGGCGGCCGCUGGUAUGCCUACAUAUUGGUGGGAUGUUGAUUCACACAUGAACUACACGGAUCCAUAUGUGUCAUAUCAACAUCUUAUGGCGCAGAUGUGGUUUUGGCAGGUCCAAGCGUUCCUGCACCUACCCUUCAUGUUGAAACCUCUUCCGGAUGGGUCGGGUAAACUUUCUGAAGCUACUCAAAACAGUCCCGACUCUUCGAUCGACCCAUACGAGCCAAGUCGCCAACUUUGCCGCCAGGCCUGCCUUGGAAUGCUUCGUAUUUUCUACCUGCUGCGCUCUGAUCCAUCUCUGGCGGUAUAUAUUUGUCCUUGUGAGGAUUUCCAGGGCGUUUUCUGCGCCUGUAUACUCAUGGUGAUGGUAAUUUUCCGCUUGUCACACUGUCCAUCCUCUCAUGGCUCGCCGGAGCUUGUUAUCGACAGCGUCAGGGAAGACCUUGACCUUAUAGAACAGGUCAAAGACAUAUUUCGCUUCAGGGCGAAACAUCUCAAUGGCGGAAUCGGGAAACAAGGUUUCAAGGUGCUCGACGAGCUGGGAGGAUUCUUGGAUGACUACCUCAGUGGCACGGAACCACAGAAAAGAACAGUAGUUCUGCCUUACUUCGGUGCCAUCCGCCUUGAGAUGAAGUCGCUUUCAAAUGCACCACUCGCAGAGUCUCUGGCUCUCGACGGCGAUACACCAUAUCAGGAUAACAACGUUAUACCUCGAGAUAUGCCUGGAACUGAAGGUGCAUCCCAGGGGCAGCCCCUCGGCCCACCGCAAACCCUGCUGGCGAAAGAUUGCGAGAAUUUUGAUGAUCCAAGCUUUCAAUUUCCUUUGCCAGAUACCGAUGCUGACUGGGAUCAGUUCUUGUUUGGGGACGAGUUGAAUAGAACGUGGGAUCUCUCUAUACCUGAAUGGGCAUUCGACAAUGAUGCUUCACAACUCACAUGAUUACACUAUUCAGAAUGAACGAAAAUACUAUGAAAGACAAAAAUGAUGCCUGAAAAUGGCUGAAAAACACUCAUAUGAUCCUCGACCGACAUGUAGUACAGGCUUACUCGACCAUCUCGCCCAUAGCCAGCUCAUCGACUCUCGAGUACUCGCGCCCUAUCUCUGAAGCCGCUCGACCGCCUCAACCAUGUUUGGAAAUCCUGCAUCUCUGGAAAUUUGGUUUUGAAUUCGUCUGGAUUACCACCGAAGCCCUCCUGCUUGAACCAAUUGAACAUGACACCGAGUUGUUCGUGCAGGAUGAAUUUAAUCAGGCGGCCGAUGACAGGGUAUGUCUCAGGCAUAUCCAUCCCAACCACGCGUUUGAAGAUAUCAUUGGCUUGCUGCAGGGUGAGCUCAUCCGUGGCAAGGCUGAUGCUUCGCCCGGUAUACGACCCCGGAUGUUUAAAAAUGUCUGCGGCCAAAAUGCCAAUAUCGAUCGAAGACACAAGCUGUAAUUUGGUGUUUGGCUCAUUCAAUCUCCACAUGGCCGUGAAUGCUCGACCAAGAAAAUCAGGGGUCAAGUUUUCCAUGAAAGCAACUGGCCGAAUUAUGGUCCACUGCAUCUGAUGUUCGGGACGCUGACACACUGCUUUUAAGUGGGUUUCGAUGUUGAAUUUGGAAGCAAAGUGCUUGAUUGCCGUGGGGUCGC